Molecule: messenger RNA, 3010 nt
Organism: Gossypium raimondii (Peruvian cotton)
Lineage: Eukaryota; Viridiplantae; Streptophyta; Magnoliopsida; Malvales; Malvaceae
Product: probable methyltransferase PMT28
Exons: 7
Coding region: 409-2604 (731 amino acids)
Cellular component (GO): cytoplasm; endosome; trans-Golgi network
Molecular function (GO): methyltransferase activity
Source: RefSeq, a predicted model, not a curated record
UUUUCAAUAGAACAAAAGCUAAAAAUAUAAACGUCAGCUUUGCUUCACCCGUUUUCUAAAUCUGGGUACUCCAAAAUUUCAGUUCUUUGAAAGCUAAUGCCUAAUCUUUCAAAAAAUAAAAAAAACUUUAUUAAAACCAUUUCUUUUUUCUUUCUUUCUCUUUCGUUAUAAUGCUUGCUUGAGGGUCCGAGGCUUUUAGUUUUUUAAAGCUCCACUUCAGAUCUCGACAGAUCUUAUUUGCUUUCCUGAAGUUCUUUUUUUGUUUGUUACAAAUAUAUACUUUUUGGUGGGCUUAUUCUUUGUUUUUCUCCCAUCUGAGUACUAGAUUUCAUUGUUUGGUGUGCUGUUUUGGUUCAAAUUUGCUUACUUCAAGUAGCAUUUAUUGAGAGCUUUGAAAAACAGGAGGACAUGGCUUUGGCUCGAUUUGGUCGACAAGUUAAGCGCCAGCAUGGGGUUUGUGUGAAGAUGACGGCAGUGGCAAUCUUGGGUCUUUGUUUUAUUUUUGUUUGGUCUAUGUUUUCUUCUCCUUCUAAUUCUGUUACUGUUCAAAGGGAGAGCUUUGAUGACAUCGCUGAACCUGUAGCUUCAAGCACAAUGGUAAGCAAAUCUAAAGGAAAAGAUAUAGAAAAACAUGAUGCAAAUGACAACAAAAAGAAGGUUGAAUCUAGUUUAAAGGAAAAAGAUGACAAAAAGGUUAAUGGGUCUUUGCCUUUACCUGCUCAUGAACAUAAAUCUGGGAAAAAGAAUGAGAAACAUGUUUCAAAGAGGAAAAAAGACAAGGUUAAGUCGAAGUUAUCCAACAAAGUAUCAAAAGAAAAUCAAGAGAAUCAGGAGCAAGAAGAAUCUCAGGGUGAAGAAGCCGAGAAGGAGAAUGAAGAUGAGGAAGAAGUGGUAGUGGAUGACAAGGAAGAAGGAUUAGAUGGUGAAAGUGAAGAAAAGGGGGAGAUGGAAGGUGAUGCUGACGUGGAUGAAUCAGUAGAUCAAGAGACACAGGAGAUGGCGGAAAAUGAGAAUGAAGGGAAGAAGAGAAAGAUCAAAGGUCCGGUUUUCGAUCCGAAAGCACAUUAUAGUUGGAAACAAUGUAGCACAAGGAGCAAGCAUAAUUAUAUCCCAUGUAUUGAUGUUGAAAGUGGCUUCACAAGGCUGCACGGCUAUAGGCAUAGAGAGAGGACUUGCCCGAAAGCUCCUCCAAUGUGUCUUGUUCCCCUUCCCCAUGAUGGUUAUGAUUCUCCCGUGCACUGGCCUGAGAGCAAAUUGAAGGUAUUGUACAAGAAUGUGGGUCAUCCAAAGCUAGCAGCGUACAUGAAGAACCAUAAUUGGUUGAUUAAAUCUGGGGAAUAUUUAAUGUUCCCUCAGAACCAAUCUGAAUUCAAGGGUGGAGUUGUUCACUACCUUGAAUCCAUUGAAGAGAUGGUACCAGAUAUUGAAUGGGGAAAGAAUAUACGUGUAGUGCUGGACGUUGGAUGCUCAGAUUCAAGCUUUGUGGCCUCUCUUCUUGAUAAGGAUGUAUUAACAUUGUCACUGGGCUUGAAGGAUGAUCUUGUCGACCUAGCACAGGUUUCCCUUGAACGCGGUUUUGCUACGUUUGUUAGCCCCUUUGCAAGAAGAAGACUUCCUUUUCCUAGUGGAGUUUUUGAUGCUAUUCAUUGUGGUCGAUGUACAAUUCCCUGGCAUGCCCAUGAGGGUAAGCUUCUUCUAGAGAUAAAUAGGAUUUUGAGGCCUGGUGGAUACUUUAUUUUGUCAACUAAACACGACAGCAUCGAGGAGGAAAAUGCAAUGAGCACAUUGACUUCUUCAAUCUGUUGGAAUAUUCUGGCACAUAAAACCGAUGAUGUCAGUGAAGUGGGUGUUAAAAUAUAUCAGAAGCCUGAAUCCAAUGAUAUAUAUGUGUUAAGGAGGAGGAGAAAUCCACCUUUAUGCAAGGAGAAUGAAAAUCCUGAUGCUUCCUGGUAUGUUCCAAUGAAAACUUGCUUGCAUACUGUUCCAUCUGCAAUUGAACAACAUGGGACAGAGUGGCCCGAGGAAUGGCCUAAGAGGCUCGAAACAUAUCCGGAUUGGUUGAACAACAAAGAAAAAGCGAUUGAUGAUACCAAGCACUGGAAAGAUAUUGUUGACAAGUCCUAUCUUACUGGACUGGGCAUUAACUGGUCAACUAUCAGGAAUGUGAUGGACAUGAAAGCCAUCUAUGGAGGAUUUGCUGCUGCACUUUUACAACAGAAAAUUUGGGUGAUGAACGUGGUCCCUGUCCAUGCACCGGAUACACUUCCCUUCAUUUUUGAACGCGGACUCGUUGGCAUCUACCACGAUUGGUGCGAGCCUUUUGGGACUUACCCCAGAUCGUAUGACCUGUUGCACGCUGAUCAUUUUUUCUCCAGGCAAAAAAACAGGUUAGUUACCAUUGAACUUUACUGUCAUCUGUAUAAAGAUGUUUUGUCUGCACUCUUAUCACUCUCAUUGGUGGAUUCGAGUCAUUGUGCCACACCAAAAAUAUCAUAUUUUGCAGGUGUAAGCACCCUGUUUCAAUUGUUGUUGAGAUGGAUCGUAUUCUACGUCCUGGUGGUUGGGUGGUUGUGCGUGAUAAGGUCGAGAUACUUGAUCCCCUAGAGGCAAUUUUGAGAAGUUUACGUUGGGAGAUCAGAAUGACUUAUUCUCAGAACAAGGAGGGUAUCAUAUGUGCUCAAAAGACCAUAUGGCGACCUUGACAAUGACAUCUCUCCAUAUUUGUACAUUCACAAAUUUCACAAAACACAAUGCAUUCUCUUCUUUUGCAGAAACAUGAUUUAGAAGCCUCCUUUGUGUUGUUCUUUACGUCCAGGCUCAAUUUACGAACCAUGAAGGGUCGCUGAGUAUUCAAAUUUUGCGAGAUAUUUGUAAAUUAAUCAUCACAUUAACACGGCUGAUUCAAUUUAAUCUUCCCAAAGUUCAUUUGUAAGAAUACCUUAUGGGGUUAUUUGACACACUCUUGAUUACCUUUCUAUGUGAAAAUACAUAAUGAUUUUUGCUGGUAAAA